This is a messenger RNA of Cervus elaphus (red deer), 945 nucleotides long. Its product is annotated as putative olfactory receptor 9A1. Gene Ontology annotation, molecular function: olfactory receptor activity; G protein-coupled receptor activity. Gene Ontology annotation, biological process: G protein-coupled receptor signaling pathway. NCBI's taxonomy places the organism in Eukaryota, Metazoa, Chordata, Mammalia, Artiodactyla, Cervidae. The record is from RefSeq and is a predicted model, not a curated record. The transcript has a single exon. Bases 1 to 945 code for a protein of 314 amino acids. Gene Ontology annotation, cellular component: membrane.
AUGUUGGAAAAUUACUCUAGUGUCACUGAAUUUUAUCUCCUUGGCUUCCCUGGCUCUAAAGAACUACACAAUAUUCUAUUUGCCACCUUCUUUUUCUUCUACUCUGUGACAUUAAUUGGAAACAUGGUCAUCAUCUUGACAGUCUGUGUUGAUAAACAUCUUCAGUCUCCCAUGUAUUUCUUCCUGGGUCACCUCUCUGUCCUAGAGAUCCUGACCACAUCUGUGGCCAUCCCUCUGAUGCUCUGGGGUCUGCUUCUUCCUGGGAUGCAGGCAGUAUCUUUGAGUGCCUGUUGUGUACAACUGUAUUUGUACCUGUCUUUGGGAAUGUCGGAGUUGUUAUUAAUAGUAGCGAUGGCUGUGGACCGUUACGUGGCUGUCUGUAACCCUCUGUGGUACAACAUCAUUAUGAACAGCCACACCUGUCUCUGGGUGGUAAUUGUGUCUUGGGUAUUUGGCUUCCUGUUUGAAAUCUGGCCAGUCUAUGCCACGUUUCAUCUUAGUUUCUGCAAAUCAAAUGUGCUAGACCAUUUUUACUGUGACCGAGGGCAACUGCUCAAACUAUCCUGUGAUAACAGUCUUUUCACAGAGUUUAUUCUGUUUUUAAUGGCUGUUUUCAUUAUUGUUGGUUGGAUGAUCCCUACAAUUGUCUCCUACACCUGCAUCGUAUCCACCAUCCUCAAGAUCCCCUCAGGCUCUGGCCGCAGGAAAGCCUUCUCUACCUGUGUCUCCCACUUCACCUUUGUUGUCAUUGGCUACGGCAGCUGCUUGUUCCUCUUUGUGAAACCCAAGCAAACGCAGGCUGCUGAGUACAACAGGGUAGCAUCACUGAUGGUUUUAGUGGUGAACCCUUUUCUGAACCCUUUUAUCUUCACCCUCCGGGAUGACAAAUUCAUAGAGGCCUUUCGAAAUGUUAUGAAACGCUGCUAUCAACUCCUGAAGGAUUAG